Camelina sativa (false flax) is the source of this 2683-nucleotide messenger RNA. NCBI's taxonomy places the organism in Eukaryota, Viridiplantae, Streptophyta, Magnoliopsida, Brassicales, Brassicaceae. The record is from RefSeq and is a predicted model, not a curated record.
UUAAAGCAGAUUCACAUGGCAUCUUCCAUUCCAAGUGUUCUCUAAAUUAAAUAUUUUCCCCAAAAAAAAAAACUAUUUUUUUUCUCUGCAAUUUGCUUUGAUUCCAAUUGAAGGGACGCACGAUUUUAAUGGCAGUUUAACAGGAACACUACUCUCUCUCUCUCUCUCUCAUUCUCCAGAUCCCAAUUUUUUCCAAAAGUUGUUCAUCUUUCUUAUUUCCCCAGAAAGCUCAAGCUGCUCUCUUGAUCAAGGUUUUGGAGCAAGUAUGUUUAGAUCUUCACCGAGAAGAGGACAGAGAUCAAAAGGUUUUAAGGUGAAGCAUUGUAUUCAAUUGACUCUGUUACUUAGUGUUGGGAUAUGGUUGCUUUAUCAAGUGAAGCAUUCUCAUGAGAAGAAAGCUCAGUUUGAGGAGAGUGCAAAGAUUGUUGUUGGGGAUGAUAAAGUUGUUAAGCUUGGUAGGAAAGAUCUUAACCCUCGUGUCGAGGAAGAUGAAGCUGAGGAUGGAGGAGGUAGGAAUGUUGUUGAUAAGGAGAAUGAGGUUGUAGAGGGAGGUGAAGAGAUUAAAGACAAGGAAAGUGAAGAAAGAGAGAUUGAGGAGAAGAAAGAUGAUGGUGGUAUUGGUACGGAAGAAAGCGAGGUUGUUGAGAAGAGAGAUGAUAAUGGUGAAACAGAAGAGGGUGCGGCUGAAGAGAAGAGAGAUGAUGGUGGUAGUAGUACUGAAGAGAGUGAGAUCGAAGAGAAGGGAGAUAAUGGCGGUAGUACGGAAGAGAAUGAGAAGAGUGGUACAGAAGAAAGUGAGGUUGAGGAGAAGAAAGACAAUGGAGGUACAGAAGAGAAUGAUGGUGGUAGUAGUACUGAAGAGAGUGAGAUCGAAGAGAAGGGAGAUAAUGAGAAGAGUGGUACGGAAGAGAAUGAGAAGAGUGGUACAGAAGAAAGUGAGCUUGAGGAGAAGAAAGACAAUGGAGGUACAGAAGAGAGUGAGGCGGAGGAGAAGAAAGACAAUGGAGGUACAGAGGAGAGCGAGGAGAGUAAAGAGAAGAGUGGUACCGAAGAGAGUGAGGUUGAAGAGAAGAAAGACAAUGGCGGUGGUACCGAAGAGAGCGAGGAGAGUAAAGAGAAUGAGGUCGAGGAGGAGAAGAAAGAAAAUGGUGGUGGUACGGAAGAGAGCGAGGAGAGUAAAGAGAAGAGUGGGACAGAGGAGGUGACUGAUGAGAAGACGAGUAAUGAAGAAGCAAGAGAGAACAAUUACAAGGGAGAUGAUGCUUCUAGUGAGGUAGUCCAUGAGUCCGAGGAAAAGACUAAUGAGUCGGACAACGGUGAGAAAGUGGAUGAUAAGUCGGGUUUAAAAACUGAAGGAGUUGAUGAUUCUGUUAUCAAGAGUGUUUUGCCAAACACAACUGAUAAUGGUGAAAGCAGUAGUGAUGAGAAGACUGGUUCAUCCUCAGGUAAGGAAUCAGAUUCCUCGGAGGGCAUAAAAUCUGAGGGUGAAUCUAUGGAGAAGAAUCAGUUGUUGGAGAAGGAGUUCAAUGAUUCUAAUGGUGAGUCUUCUGAGACUGUGAAAUCCACGGGUUCUGGAGACGGAAGUUCUCAAGAGACUAGGAAAGAAGAAGAUGACAAAGAGAAGGUAGAAUCUUCUGAAGUGUCAUCUCAAGACGAAAAUAAAAACAAGGAAAGUGAGACAAAGGAGAAGGAAGAAUCUUCGUCUCAAGAGGAAAGUAGAGACAAGGAAAGUGAGACAAAGGAGAAAGAAGAGACUUCAUCGCAAGGGGAAACUAAAGACAAAGAAGCCGGGACAAAAGAGAAUGAAGAGUCUUUGCCCCAAGAGAAAACCGAAGAAAAGGAAACGAAGCCAAAGGAGAACGAAGAGUCUUCGUCUCAAGAGGAAAAUAAAGACAAAGAAAACGAGAAGAUUGAGAAAGAAGAGUCUUCGUCGCAUGAGGAAACUAAAGAUAAAGAAAGCGAGGCAAAGGAGAAAGAAGAGUCUUUUUCCCAAGAGAAAACCGAAGGAAAGGAAACCGAGACAAAGGAGAACGAAGAGUCUUCUUCUCAAGAGGAAACUAAAGACAAAGAAAACGAGAAGAUUGAGAAAGAAGAGGAAACUAAAGACAAUGAAACUGAGACGAAGGAGAAAGAAGAGUCUGUGUCCCAAGAGGAAACUAAAGACAAAGAAACCGAGACAAAAGAGAAAGAUGAGUCAUCGUCCAACAACUCACAGGAAAAUGAAAGUACUGAGAGUGAGAAGAAGGAACAGGUAGAGGAAAACGAGAAGAAGACUGACGAAGACACAAGCGAAUCUAACAAAGAAAGUAGCAAUUCAGAUACUGAACAAAAGCAACCAGAGGAAACUUCAGAGAAAGAGGCAAGCAACAAGAAUGGUGGUGAGACAGAGGUAACUCAAGAAGAACAUUCUGAUUCUUCUUCAGAGACUACUAAUCUUCCUCAAGAAGUAAAAGAUGUUAGAACUGAUCUUGAAACUUUGCCGGAUUCUGGCAAUGGAGGGAACAAUGAGAGUGCUGCGGCUGAGUAAAUCUCAUAUGGUUGAUCAAAAUAUACUCUCAUUUGAUGUUGUUUUAGUAGAGAGAGUCUUACGAAUUGAAUUUGUGUCAUGUAAUUUGUUGUAAUCUUUUUCUUUUAACAUUAUUUACAGGUUAAGUCAUUCCCAAGAGCAAGUGUUCUAGCUCUC